AUGAAUGAAGAAUCGGGCGGCAUGGAGCCGCCCUCUGAUACAGGACAGUCCAACUUCAUUACAAAUAGUUCAUCAAAAUCAAACAAUGAAUCACAAGAUAAUAGCCCCAGUUCACGUAUUCACUUGAUCAUCAUAGGCAUCCUAAUCUGCAAGAAAACUCAAGAAAAUGUUAGGAGUUGUGAAGUCUGUUGUAUGCAAGCAAUGUCACCUGCCAUGUUCAGUUGCACCAGUAAGCAAAGACCCAGGUGA
This is a messenger RNA of Acanthoscelides obtectus, 249 nucleotides long. The record is from the annotation of a GenBank genome assembly. NCBI's taxonomy places the organism in Eukaryota, Metazoa, Arthropoda, Insecta, Coleoptera, Chrysomelidae.